AUGAAAACUCGUAAGUGUUGUGUAAAAGGAUGCACUAGUGUAAAAAGAAACCCUAAGGUUUCUUUUUUUAAUGCACCUAAAGCUAAUUAUUUAGCUUGGAACUUAGCAGUGAGUAAUGCUAACCGUGAGAAAACAGUAGUAAAACGUGUAUGUGCUGAACAUUUUCAACCUGACGAUAUACUAAAUACAUAUUCAGUUCCUGACGAUGUUGCCAAUGAAGUUGGAAAUAGAAUCAAAAUUGGUUUAAAAAAGGGGAGUGUUCCUUCCAUUUUUCCUUCUGUUGAUAAAAUAAGUAAUGAAUUGAUACCUUCUGUCAAUAAUUUGAAUUCUGAUCACAAUUAUGCCAAUUGUUCAGUUAGUCAUCAAGUCAAUAAAUCUAAAAUAAAAAAGUUAUUCAUAGAAAAUGUCAGAAAAAAUACGUCUGAAAAUAUUGUUGAAAUAUUGACAUUUAAUGACCUAACAGUACAUUUUAAAAGAGCCGUAUUACCAGAAGGAUGGACUUCACAUUUUAGUAAUGAUGAAAUUGUUUUUUAUAAACCAAAAUUCAAUGAUGAUAAAAUGAAAAUAGAAAAACAAAUAGUUUUUAAAAGUACGUUGGAAAUAUGUGUUUAUGUUUACCAAUUUACUAUUCAAACUGAAAAAAUAAGCAGCACAUUAAAAUAUCCAAUUAGCUUAACAAGUCUGGCUGAAUUAAUUAAAGUUCUUGAUUUAAAAAAAAUUUGUGGAGGUGGUCCAAGAUCAAUCAAUUUUCCAGGAGUUCAAGUUAAAACUGCAAUCUUGGAAAAUAAUCAAUUGUGGCGUCACCAAAAAUGUCCAAUUUUAAUAGACAUAAAAACAAAAAAAUGUUCAGCCUGCAACUUCUUGAUUAAAUAUUUUGGGAAAUCGUCGAAGCAAGUAAAACAAUCAACACACAUUGGAUGUACUCUUUCGCCAACAAAAUGUAGUAUAGUAAAAAAUUUGAAAAGAUCCAAUGCAAGGCUAAAGACUUCUAUUACAAAGAUCAAUUUUGAAUUGAAAGAGCUACAAGAAAAACAAAAAAACUAUCAAAUGACUGAACAAAACAAAUCUCAGAUUCAGAAAAUUUAA
Macrosiphum euphorbiae (potato aphid) is the source of this 1086-nucleotide messenger RNA. The record is from the annotation of a GenBank genome assembly. Lineage: Eukaryota; Metazoa; Arthropoda; Insecta; Hemiptera; Aphididae.